CCGCACCGCUCUCGUUCUCUCUCUCACCGUUACUGUGCUUGUACUCCACCGAAGAAAGAAUCCCUCUCCAAGCCUGCACGAAGAAACCCUAGUAAGGAAAGGGAAAAGAGAACCCUCCUUCAAGCUUCAGCUUGAGAUUGCGGCAAAAUCAUUGAAUGAGUUCUUUUUAGGGGAUAUAAUUAGCUAUCAGCUACAGGGGUGUUAUCUGAGUGCUUUGUCUCUUUGUGGGUUCGUUAAUUCUGAAAUUGGACAGCCUACGCAAUUCCAGAGAAUUGUCUUCAAAUAUAAUCACCAUGCUGAGACAAGCAUCUAGCAGAAGUCAGAGGAACAAAGGACUUAAGGUGAGAAAUGUUCUUCAGAUUUGUCUCUUGGUUGCUGUGUGCUUCUGGUUGCUUUAUCAGAUGAAGCACACUUAUGAUAAGAAAAAGGCGUCUAGUGAGCAAAACACAAGGGUUUUAAAUGAUGUGGUCGACAGCCAGUCAGAUUUUAUGGACCCUGGAAGGAAGGGCCUCCCCCACAACAAAGCAAUUCCUGGGGAUAAGAUUCAUAUCAAGGAGGAAGAAAAUGAAGAAGUCGAGGAAGAAGAAGAUGGGGAAACUCAACAAGCCAUGGAGGAUGAAGAAGCCAAAGGGAUUGGAGAUGAUGUGAUCGAUGAGCAAGAUAGUGAGCAAGGCGAUGAGCAGGAUGAUCAGGAGAGACCAGAUGAGGAAGUUGAGGAUGGAGAAGACAAGAAUGAUCAAGUUGAGGAAGGAGAGUUCAUAGAAGACCAAGAACAUGAAGAGGGUUCUUCUCAAGAGGCACAUGAAAAAAUUUACAAAAGUGACGAUGCUUCCAGUGCUGUGUUCCAAGAAAACCAAGUGACUGAAACAGAAGAUAAAAUAGACAGAAAAAUUGACACCGUGGAAGAAGAGCAACUGCGAAACAAUGAGAAUGAUACGGAGACAAAAGAUACUAUUGGCAGAAUGGAUGAUGGUCCCAUGGGUAAUAAUGAUGUGAACCUGACUGUAUUAGCUGCCAUAGGGAAUGAGACCAUUCAGAACAAUAGCCUAACCGUAAACAAGGAUACUGCUGAAAAAACUGUGGAAGAGCUUUCUCCUAACAGUCAAACAAAGCUUCAGGUCAACUCUACAAUAGCAAGGGUAUCUGAUAAUCAAUUGAAGCUGGAGACUGAUUCACCAAUAGCUGUUUCUAGCAAUGAAACUGAAGGUAAAGCUAAUAUUGUGCAUGUUGAGAAUGGAGCUCAUAGCUCGAGGCUGGUUGAGGAUCACAACACUACAAUUGCAUUGGGAAGUCCAAAAGAAGAUAACUCCAACGUGAAAAGUGUGGUUGAGGAACAACUUAAGAAGUCUAACACAACCAUUGGAGAUAAUAGUGUGGAAGAGCUGUCCAAUGUUUCUCUAGCUACAAAUGAAAAUCGAGGUGCAGAUGAGGGAGACUUGGCUGGUUCUUCACAUAGGAUGGUGACAGAAGAAGAAAGAGAUGCUCGAACAGAUCUGUCAACCUUACCUGACAUCCAAAAUGAUAUAAAGAACAUAGAAGGCGAUGCUGCAGAGUAGUGUUCAUUUGGAAGGCAAAAGUUCCACUUUUUGAAUGUAAAAGAUACAGCUUAUUGGAGUGGUCUUUCUUUCUAUAUGUUUUGCAUCCUCGGGUUUGCAUUUGCCAUCUUCUUCUUUGAUGACGUUUUGGGUUUGUGCCAAGCAUUCCCAAUACCAUGAUGUUUAAAUGGGAUUCAAAUGUUAAUGGAAGAGUAGCUUCAUAGA
Musa acuminata subsp. malaccensis (wild Malaysian banana) is the source of this 1760-nucleotide messenger RNA. RefSeq lists its product as uncharacterized. The record is from RefSeq and is a predicted model, not a curated record. NCBI's taxonomy places the organism in Eukaryota, Viridiplantae, Streptophyta, Magnoliopsida, Zingiberales, Musaceae.